ACCAGCUCUAUCAAAUUUUCUACAAUGUCUGCUUAAACUAGGAUCAUGCGGUUUGUUAGGGUUAUUUUGAUUACAACGUUCUGCUUUCUCUUUUACGGGUUUGUGUUUUUUCGUUGGAAAAUGCACUCUUUUUCGGGAAACGAAUUCUCUUGGUUGAAAGACAACCGUGCCCGAAUAAUCAACAUAAACUCGUCUUCCAUCCUCCAUCUGCUCGAUUUGACGCCGUUUUUUGACGAAAUUGACACAUUUGACUCUCUUUAUGGCACCAGACUGGCGUUUUUCAUUGAAACAUCGGCCACCGGUCUUUUGUCUGCCAGGCAAAUGUGCUCUGUUGAGUCUCUCACGCGCACCAACCCUGACGUUCAGGCCAUCGUGGUGCUUCCAUACCCCAUCAAGUUCAUUGACCUGGCAGAAAACCGGCCUGUGCUGCACGUAAUUACGGCCGUGCCAAACAUUAAAUUUGCCACAAUUGACAUCCUACAGAUUAUGAAAAAUUCCAAGAUGAUAAGGACCAUGAAAAAGAAACUAGGUCGAAGUCCUACUCCGUUACAACACACCAGUGAUUUUCUUCGAGUCGAGCUUAUCAACAAUUUCGGAGGAAUAUAUCUAGACCUCGACUUCGUCGUUUUAAAAAAUCUCAGCAAGUUGUAUCAAGAGAUAAAUUUUAUCGCCUCACCUUUCGAAACCCGGAUCACAAACGCCGUUUUCGGAUUCAAAAGAAAUCACUCCUUGCUAAAAGAAAUCAUGGAAUUGGUCGAUAGAAAUUACGAUCCGAAUGUUUACGGCUCGGGACCGUUGAGUUUCACCUCAUCCGUUAAAAGUUAUUUUAAUAUAGAAGUGGAUGAGGCUGUGAAACGCGGACGUGUAAAGGACGUGCGAUUUUACAACAAAACGGCGUUCACGCCGGUGCACUAUGACAAUGUCUCGAUUUUUUUCGAUGAAAGAAACAGUGAGAAAGUUAACGAGUGGAUCGGCACUAGUUUUGCGGUGCAUUUGUGGAAUAAAUUGAGCUCGCCGACAAAAUUGCAAGUGGACUCAAAAGCGCCUUACGCUGUGAUGGCGCGAGAAUUUUGUCCGAGUGCUUUUGGAAGCGUUGAGGACUAUUUUUGAGCUCAGAAUUAAUGUCUUUUUUUU
Neocloeon triangulifer is the source of this 1134-nucleotide messenger RNA. RefSeq names its product lactosylceramide 4-alpha-galactosyltransferase-like. The record is from RefSeq and is a predicted model, not a curated record. The transcript has 2 exons. Gene Ontology annotation, biological process: glycosphingolipid biosynthetic process. Lineage: Eukaryota; Metazoa; Arthropoda; Insecta; Ephemeroptera; Baetidae. Bases 46 to 1110 code for a protein of 354 amino acids. Gene Ontology annotation, molecular function: hexosyltransferase activity.